UCCCCCUACCAAAAAGGAGCAAAAGCAGCGUGCGACGCUAUAAAUCAUCGGCAAGAGACGGUCAAACGCACGCUGUGACCUCUGCGCUGCGCCCAACACCGGCACGCACGACGCCAGCCGCGCCGAGCCGCCAAAAAGCCCCUGGCACUGAGGGGAGCCACCAGAGACGCCAGCCGCGCCAGCGCUGCAGCACCAGAGACGCCAGUCGCAGCCAGCGCUGAAACGAUAAAGACACAGACAAAGAUGCCCAAGCCCGAGAAGGGCACCCCAAAAUGGAUCGCGAACCAGUGGAAAAAAAAGGGCCUCUCGAAGCUGCGAUGGCACUGCGGCCUGUGUGGCGUCUGGUGCAAGGACGCGAACGGCUUCAAGAUGCACUUGGAGCAUCCCAAUCAUUUGGCGAGAGCGAUAGAACAGGAAAAGACGGAGGACGAGCGCAGCGACCACGUCGAGGCGAGGUACUGCCCGGACGAGUACUCGGAGGCGUUCGAGCGCUCUUUCUUGAGGUACCUCGCGACGCAUCGCUUGGGAGAACGAGUGAAGGCCCACGAGGCUUAUCGGGUGCUCAACCCGGACGACCGGCCUCACGCGAACAUGAAGCGGACGUGCUGGGGGACGCUCGGGAGGUUCGUCGCCGAUUUGAGGGAGAGAGGAGAAGUGUGGGCGGAUAGAGAAGGCAACGGCUGGGUCCUGAGCGUUACCGAGGACGACCCUGCUGCGGAAUGGGCCGCAUUACCUGAUUCUGAAGCGCGAGAGUUGCGAGGUAAAAUUCCGGGGCAAAAACGGGCCUGGAACCAAGUGGAAGAUGAGCUGAAGAGGAAACGACGGCGCGACGACGGUCUAUCGGACGUCAUGCGGCGCGCCGAGGCCGUCGGUCGCGUUGAUGCGCCGGAGGCUACUACACUACAAAGCGAUGUCAAGGUCGCGUUCUCCUUCGGCGGACCACCACCAGUCUCUUCUGAUGACGACACGUGGGCGCGGCCCGGGCUCAUCGUGAAAGCGCGCGCGGGCAAGACGCUGCAGGGCGGGGCCUUCGACAAGGUCAAGUGCGUCGUGCGAAGCGUUUCUAAUGAUGGAGUGGCCGUGGAGACGCUCGACGGGCGUUCUAGGGCGACGCUUCCUCUGACCAAGCUCGAGACCGUCAUCCCGGCCGUCGGCAAGCGCGUCCGCGUCGUCGGCGGCGCGCACAAAGGCGAAGUGGCGACGCUCGAGGCGCUCGAUCUAGGCGCCUUCGCCGCGCGCAUCCGGCUCGAGGCGUCGGGGGAGGUGGUGGAGGGCGUGCCCUACGAGGACGUGUGCAAGGAGCGGGCGUAAGUUUCUGUUUUGUUG
Molecule: messenger RNA, 1326 nt
Organism: Pelagomonas calceolata
Lineage: Eukaryota; Pelagophyceae; Pelagomonadales; Pelagomonadaceae
Source: the annotation of a GenBank genome assembly